Molecule: messenger RNA, 155 nt
Organism: Sphenostylis stenocarpa
Lineage: Eukaryota; Viridiplantae; Streptophyta; Magnoliopsida; Fabales; Fabaceae
Source: the annotation of a GenBank genome assembly
UAACUGUCAUGUGGGCAUCCUCAUCUAUGGAUAUUGCUGUACAAGAGAAAUCAUGCGCCUGCUUUUUCGCAGGAAAAUUUUCACAAUUCAAGUUUAUGUUAGGAAAUAAUGAUGAGCUACAACAAUAUAAACCAACAAUCAAUUGCGUUGACUGA